This is a messenger RNA of Xiphophorus maculatus (southern platyfish), 814 nucleotides long. Its product is annotated as monocyte chemotactic protein 1B-like. The record is from RefSeq and is a predicted model, not a curated record. The coding region runs from base 21 to 314 and encodes 97 amino acids. The transcript is spliced from 3 exons. Gene Ontology annotation, cellular component: extracellular region. Gene Ontology annotation, molecular function: chemokine activity; CCR chemokine receptor binding. Gene Ontology annotation, biological process: cellular response to type II interferon; neutrophil chemotaxis; positive regulation of GTPase activity. Lineage: Eukaryota; Metazoa; Chordata; Actinopteri; Cyprinodontiformes; Poeciliidae.
ACCAACAAACUCACCUCAGGAUGGCUCGUCUUGCUCUGUCUGCGAUUGUGAUGAUGAUGGCCUUCAUCGCUCUCACUGAAGGCCUGCGUGGAGUUGGCCCAAAGAAGUGCUGCUUCAAGUUCAAUGACAAGCCGGUGUCAAAGGAUAAAGUUGUGAGCUACAACAGAACCAGUCAGCGCUGCUCCAACCCUGCCAUCUUGCUGAAUACAGUGGCCGGCCGUCAGAUGUGUGUCAGACCUUCAGCCUCCUGGGUGAAGGAUCUCAUCAGCUACCUGGAGACCAAAGAUGUUUCUGGUGCAAACACCAACCUGUAAACCUGACAAUAAUAUGCCAACACUCCAGCUUACAUAAAUAUGUAGGUUGUGAUGCUACAGUUUCUUACUGAAUACAGCAGCUCUCUUUCCAUGAUGAAGGAGAAUCAAUUUUUUUUUCAUAUACAUGAAAUAUGUUUCUAUUAUGGUUGUUAUGGAACAACAAGAGUAUUUUUGUUAAAUGCAACACUUUAAGUUCAACCAUCAACACUGUAAGUUUUGAUUGUAGUUUGAACUAACCAGAUAAAGUAUCUAUUGUAAAAGACAAAUGUCUUCCAAAUAAACAAAGUGUCAUCUUUAUUAAAUAAGCUAGGAUCUGUUGCACUUGCUAAUGUUUAAGAAAUACAGCAAAACUUUAGUUGCUGUAAUUUAUUUGUUUUUAUUGUCUUUUUAUUGUCAUGCAUUUGAACUCUUUCAAUUAUUGACGGAAGUAUUGUAAACCUUUCAGAAGUAUGUAAUCAUUUUUUCUGUAUGCUUAAAUCUAUGGAAUUUUUAUAAAAUAA